GGAACACCGGAGUCCGCGUCAGUGCGCGAGAGACGGAUCCGGCUUCACUAACUCCAAGAAGAUCCAUCUCUUUCUCUCUCUCACACUCUCUCUCUCUAUCUCCCAGCAUCAUGGUGCGUCCCUCCCUAUGGUGCUCGCUGUUGUGGUGGGUAGGUGCCAACCUCACCUACGCCCAGCUACCUAACCUGCGUCCGCUACGAGGCAUCCUACAGGACCUGGGAGGUCCCCAGGUCCAUAGUGGAAACAGAGCUGUAGUAGGCACAGCAGCAGCAGUGACAGCUGUGCACAGCAGUGGGGGUAUAAUCAUCAACAGUAGCGGUAACAGCAGCAGCAGUGGUCACACACCAGUACGUCAGGAUGUGACGGACGCCUUAAAAGCAGGUCUUGAUAUUGCACAAGAAAUGUUAGACCUGGAAAUGGCUGAAGGCACUCGCCUGAGGACCAGUCUGGCAGACCAGCCCCUGGAACAGAGUGCCAAGUUCCUUUUCUCCUUCAGGAGAGCCCAGCCUGAAGCCAAGAAAGCCGCUGCCUGCGAGGGGAGAAAACUUCUCGAAGCCUCUAAGUUUUAUCUCAGAAGACACAACAUCUCCGCUCAGGACGCCCAGCACUUCCUGUCGAAGUUGAACGACUUACUGGACGAGGAGGAGUGUCAGGGCAUGAGACUUCGAGGUUGUAGCGCUGUUCGACUCCCCGUCCCUUGUUCUCCCGUCUAUUCCUAUCGUUUCAUUGACGGUUCCUGCAACAACCUCAAUCACACUAGGUGGGGCGCUGCUAAGGAGCCCUUCGUUAGGUACCUGGCACCUGCUUACGAAGACGGUGUGGAUGAAAUGAGAGGUGAGGGUAGGACAGGAGAGUGGGAACUUCCCUCUCCUCGUACCGUGAGUCGGGUCAUGCACGAGGGGGAGCGGCGCCCCCCUCUCUCCCAUCUUACUGUGAUGCUUAUGCAGUGGGGUCAGUUUAUUGACCAUGACAUUGUACACACUCCUGAGGCAGCAGUUGUGGGUCAGAAUGGUGAGACAAUGCCAGUCAGUUGCUGCAGAGACGGUCUUCUGGGGAACGACCCCUUCGACCACGACUUCGCCCACGACUGUCGACCCGUCGAUGUCUCCUCCGACCUCCUGUUCUCCUCCAACGGCAGAGGCUGCAUGAGAUUCGUCAGAUCCCUCAUAGCCAGCAGGGGCUGCAUCCUGGGUCCCAGAGAGCAGCUGAACCAAGUCACUUCCUACCUGGAUGGGUCGAUGAUCUACGGGUCGACACCCGAAGUGGCAGCAGCCCUGCGAACUCACGAAGGAGGUCGACUUCACAAGUCUCGAGGUCCAGGCGCAGGUCUAGGGGACUUCCUACCCCAGACUGCUUGUGGUCACGUCACCGGCUUCUGCUUUAGGGCUGGAGACGAGAGGGUGAACGAGCAGCCAGCUCUAACAUCCAUGCACACUCUGUGGCUCAGGGUUCAUGAGAACCUGGCCGGCCAGUUUGGGGUUCUGAACCCUCAUUGGGACGACGAGACGAUCUAUCAGGAGAGCCGUCGUGUAGUCGUGGCGCUGAUCCAGCAGACGACCUAUACGGAGUUCCUACCGCUGGUGUUAGGAGACAACCUAAUGAGGGAGUACGACCUAUACCCACGACCUACCAGUCCCCAUGCCACCUACGACCCAUCCGUCGAUGCUUCCAUCGCUAACGGCUUCGCUACAGCAGCCUUCAGGUUCGGGCACACACUGGUCAACGACAUGCUAAUGGGUGCUGGGAGAAACGUCAGUCUCCUAGGCAGUUUCAUGGAUCCCCACACUCUCCACCAGUUCGGGACGAGUCCCUCUGACUUGCUCUUGGGACUCGCCACCUCCCAGUCCCAGGCAGCGGACUCUUACCUGGUCCACACUCUCACUAACAAGCUCUUCGCUGGUCCACAAGAGUCUGUUGGGCUGGACCUCAUGGCUCUUAACAUCCAGCGGGGUCGUGACCACGGUCUGCCAGGCUACACCGUGUGGAGAAAGGCGUGUGGGCUGCCCUCUGUACCCACCUUCACACAGAUGGCUACAGUCAUGCAUCCACAGAUGGCCUACCGCUUCGCCACGCUAUACAGGAGUGUGGAAGACGUGGAUCUGUUUCCUGCAGGCCUUGCAGAGUCUCCAGUAGAGGGAGGCCUCAUAGGCCCCACUCUAGCAUGCAUCAUCUCACAGCAAUUCCACAGCCUCAAGAGAGGUGACAGAUUCUGGUACGAAAAUAUCGACCAACCUCAGCCAUUCUCUGAGGGUCAACUGAACAUGAUAAGACGACAGAAUCUGGCAGCCAUAAUGUGUGAGCAUCUCGUACUGAGGUCUAUACAGCCCAACCCAUUCCUCAGCCUUGAUCACCACAGUAACCAACCGCGACAGUGUAACUCCUAUCCAAGGCUGGACACCAGAGAGUGGCGAGAACUGGAGCCUCUUCCACAGACUUCUCAACAGAUUUCGCCACAGCCUGCUUUAAGGCCCACUCCACGACCAACUCCUCGGCCCACUCCACGACCCACUCCACAACCCACUCCACAACCCACUCCACAACCCACUCCACGACCCACUCCACGACCCACUCCACGACCCACUCCACGACCCACUCCACGACCUGUGUCACAAGUCCCACCACAGCCUUCCAGACGACCCCCACCACAGACUGUGCCACAGCCUCUGCCAUAUCCCACACCACAACCUCUACCACAGGUGUCGUGUCGAGGUGUGGGAGUGUGGAGAUAUCUCCCAGGCAUAGAUCACUGGUGUACCCUUAACUGUCUCCAGCACAGUGUCUCCUUCUGCCCUCCUACACACUGCUACUGCCCCUACUACUGAAGUCUCCGUUAAUGCUGUGGGUGUCCAACAGGAGCCAUGACCUACCCUCUUACACACUGCUACUCCUGCUACUGAAGUCUCCGUUCCUUCCGUGAAUAUUCAACGGUAACCAUGACCUGCCUUCCUGCACAUUGCUGCUACUGCUGCUGCUACUGCUACUGUAGUCUCUGUCUCUCCUGUGGGUGUCCAACAGGCGCCAUGACCUACCCUCUUACACACUGCUACUCCUGCUACUGAAGUCUCCGUUCCUUCCGUGAAUAUUCAACGGUAACCAUGACCUGCCUUCCUGCACAUUGCUGCUACUGCUGCUACUGCUGCUACUGCUACUUUAGUCUCUGUGUCUCCUGUGGGUGUCCAACAGGAGCCAUGACCUGCCCUCUUACACACUGCUACUACUGCCUCUAACACCUCCCAUCAACACAGCACAGUUCUUAAAUCACAAUCCCGCCGAAGCUUUCACAAAACAAAAGCAGGACGAUCAUCCAUAAUGUCAACAAUACCACCUUCGCUGUCAAAGUAAGCAUUGAGAAACCCUUCAAACGUUAAUUCACUGAUGCAUAAGCUUCGAAAGUCGCUCUGAACAUAACGAAAUUGAUACAAUGUACUGAUGUUCACUGAACAUAGGCAGGACUGCCAAGGAUUAAGUUACAGUGUAUUAAUUUACGAAGUUUGGUCGAAGUGUUAAGUUUGCAUAAGUUACUUCGUAAGUAUACAUUUAUCAAUGCUAAAGAGAAGAUCUGUUUAAAUAGUCUAAGUCGGACCGAAACGUUGUCAUAAGCUCCUGUCUCCUAUAUGUUGGUUAUAUGUGUACACCUUGGUCUGACAGACUACCUGAAACCACACGCACACACACACACACACACACACACACACACACACACACA
This is a messenger RNA of Cherax quadricarinatus, 3706 nucleotides long. RefSeq names its product salivary peroxidase/catechol oxidase. Gene Ontology annotation, biological process: response to oxidative stress. Gene Ontology annotation, molecular function: peroxidase activity; heme binding. Lineage: Eukaryota; Metazoa; Arthropoda; Malacostraca; Decapoda; Parastacidae. The record is from RefSeq and is a predicted model, not a curated record.